Messenger RNA from Phoenix dactylifera (date palm), 1333 nucleotides. RefSeq lists its product as uncharacterized. The record is from RefSeq and is a predicted model, not a curated record. Lineage: Eukaryota; Viridiplantae; Streptophyta; Magnoliopsida; Arecales; Arecaceae. Gene Ontology annotation, biological process: protein deubiquitination. Gene Ontology annotation, molecular function: deubiquitinase activity.
CCGAAGGACAUAAAAAUAGGAAAUGGAGUCGGAGAACGUAAAGAAGUGGGAAGCCGCGGCAGCGUUUGGUGUAAUCGCCGGAGGUGGAGGCGGCGGCGGAGGCGAAUUCUUGUUCGCGUUCGAUGCUAUCGUCUCUGUCCGGAUGGUAUAAUAGUCCUUACGGUCCACGCUUUCUUGAACUCCCCCUUCCUUCCUCUUCUUACAUCGAGAAUAAAUAGGGGUGAGGGAGAGAAGUAUUCAAGAAAGCAAGAAGUAGAAGCAAAUUAAAGACGGGAGGGAGGGAGAGAGAGAGAGAGAGAGAGAGAGAGAGAGAGAGAGAGAGAGAGAGAGAAGCGAGAAAGAGGAUGAAGGAGGUGAUACUGCACGUGUACGACGUGACCAACAGCGAAUCCGAGAAGACCAACAACACCAUCCUCCAGAUUAACCGGAUCUUCAAGGACCGCGUCGGCCUCGGCGGGAUCUUCCACAGCGCCAUUCAGGUAUAUGGAGAAGAAGAGUGGUCAUUUGGGUUUUGUGAAAAUGGUUCUGGAGUUUUUAGUUGUCCACCAGGUAAAAAUCCUAUGUAUACCUAUCGUGAGCAUAUCCUUCUGGGAGGGACAAACUGUUCGAUCUUGAAAGUAAAGCAGAUAUUGAGGGAACUUAGCCAAGAGUGGCCUGGAGAUUCAUAUGACCUUCUGUCGAAAAACUGCAACCACUUUUGUGAUGCUUUCUGUGAAAGACUGGGUGUACCAAAACUUCCAGGUUGGGUCAACCGCUUUGCUAAUGUUGGAGAUACUGCCGUGGUUGUUGCAGGAAAUACAGCAUUGCGGCUAAAGCAAGCAAAGACAGAAAUUGUGACUGCCAGCAAAGUGGCAUACAGAUUCAUGGCUGGUCUGGCUUCAAAUUCAAAUUCACCUGCCACCCCAGAGUCUCUAAACAAUUCGAACGGAAGCUCCCCUAGGUUCCAGGGUACUUGGUUUAGAAACUUGGUAUCUGUUGGUGCCAAGCCAUCCGGUAGUGCUUCAGAAGUUCCAGGAGGGGAUGUUGACACACUUCCACUGCAGCAGCAGAAAUCUAUGAAAUAACACCAACACAACUCGAGGCAUAAUAUUUGACAUUUAAAAAGCCAUUUUCAUGGUUGCUUGAAUGUGUACCAUUGGUCAGAAAACUUAGAAACUGAACAUGUUAUUUAUGCGCGAAGCAGGAAAUCUUUGCUUCUAGUUUCUUUUUACAUUAUCUUUGCAACAGAAAACAGAAUUUGGAAAAAAAUGAUCGUAUUUGAUUGAUUGUAUAUUUACAUUUGUGAAACCUUACGAAUUCCAAAGGGAACAUGCUUAAUUCACCCUUCUUCAAA